CUUCCGGGUUGUCGAAAGCUUCCUGGACACGGAAAAAUAGAUCCUGAAUAUAAGGUAGAUAAGAAUUGGAUUAGACACUUUAGAUCUUUGGUUUGGAACUAUUCAAAACAAACUACCUUGAUAAGAUUUUUGGAAAGAUUCACGAGAACUAUGACACCCUAGACAUGCUAGACGAAGUAUUAGCACAUAUUUGAUACUAAAGUUGUCUACAAAAAUCAAAAUGGCAGAAAAUGGAAAUCCUGAGUAUGUGUGUACACUGAGUCCAGAACUUGUGAAGAAAGCACAAGAAGAACUAAAUGAAAAACCAGAAUGGAGAAGUCGGGAUAUACAAGCUCUGAGAGAAAUGGUAGAAAAGGAAAAAGCUUUAAGAAUUCGUACAGAUGACGCUUUCUUGUUACGUUUCUUACGAGCCAAAAAGUUUGACUACGAAAGAGCAUUUAAUCUGAUUAUGACGCAUUUCAAAAUGAGAAUCGAUAGUGCAGAACUAUUUGAAGGGCUGCGUCCUUCUGCUGUAAAGCAAGUUUUAGAGGCUGGCGUAACUGGCGUUCUGCCUCACAGGGACAAACUCGGACGAAGGGUGAUUGUAUUAAGGCCAGGUAAAUGGAAUCCAAGCAAAUUUGGAAUCAAUGAUGUAUUCAGAACCAAUUUUCUUACUAUGUCAAGACUGAUAGAGGAUGAGGAGACACAGAUUAAUGGUUUAGUAAUGAUGAUGGAUUUAGAUGGUAUCGGAUGGGCUCAUGCAAAGAGUAUUUCACCAUUGUAUGCUCGUAAAGUCAUGGGUUUAAUACAGGAUGCAUUUCCAGCCAGAUUUAAAGGUAUGCAUUACUUCAACGAACCAACAAUCUUUGACUACAUCUUUGCCAUUGGUAAACAGUUCAUGAAGGAGAAAACAGUUUCCAGGUUACAUUUCCAUGGAAACAGAUAUGAAGAGCUUAAAGAAUUCAUAGAUGAAGAAAAUAUUCCUGAAGAUUAUGGAGGGAAAGGUCCAAAAUAUUCAAAUAAGGAAUGGAUGGACGAACUGUUAAGGCUUGAUGCACACUUUGACAAUGAAGCAAAAUAUGGACUGGUGGAUGGUAAAUUAAAGAAACCCACGAUGAAGGAAGAUGCUAUUGACUGUAUGGUGGGAUCCUACAGGAAGUUAGAUGUUUAAUACUGACAAUUUUAUCUUAGGAUUUGUUAACUAUUACAACUCAUCACUAAAUAGUUCUUGUCUAGGAGUAUAUUUUACCCUGUUUGAUUAUGAAGUAAUUUCCUCUACACCUUUUUUCUGACAUGUUCAAGCCCUUUUAUGAAUUUGAAAUUCAAAAAAAUAUAUACUUCCACCUAUUUAUAUGUCCGGUUUUGAAAAGAAUUAAUCGAAUGUUACUACAAACAAUAAAAUCACUCUAGUGAAAACAGGACUAUAAUAAAUAAUACAGAAUUGGCUAUGUUAGGAUAUGUAGUGUUUCUGUUUUUCUAAUUAGGCACUUGAAAAUUGCAAUUAACACUUUUCACAUUUAAUGGGUUCCGAAGCCCUUUUCUGGUUUAUCUUCACCAAAUUAUCAUAUUGAUGUCAGUUAGCAAAAAAAUGGUUAGUUAUAAUGAGAGUACUGCUGUUUUUGUUAUUAUACGACCGCAAAAAAAUUUUUGUGGUCGUAUAUUGGUAUGACGUUGGCGUCGUCGUUGUCGUCGUCGUCCGAAGACACAUUGGUUUUCGCACUCUAACUUUAGUUUAAGUGAAUGGAUCUCUAUGAAAUUUUACCACAUGGUUCAAUACCACAAAAGGAAGGUUGGGAUUUUGGGGGUUAUGGUACCAACAGUAAAGGAAUAAGGGGCCAAAAAGGGGCCAAAAAUAAGCAUUUUUGUAACUUCCAGACAUAACUUGUGUGUUAGUGUAUGGAUCUCUCUGACAUUGUACCACAAGGUUCCAUAUCACAAAAGGAAUGCUGGGAUUGAUUUUGGGGGUAAUUGCCUCAAAAUUUUAGGAAUUAGGGGCCACAAAAGGGGCAAAAAACAAGCAAGGGAUUUUUUUUUUUUCCUUUUUUUUCUUUUUUUCCUUUUUUUUUUCUUUUAAAAUUUUCCAUUUUAAGUUGGUUAUUUCUGAUUUAUAUUUAAAAGCAAAUAAUAAUGAUAUGGUAGGAGAUACACACCAAGCAGGAUGUGUAAAUUAUUAUAUAAUAAGUAUUGUGCAAUAGCAAGAAAUUUUCAAUUGCACAGUAUUGCACAAUAGCAAGAAAUCUUCAAUUGCACAGUAUUGCGCAAUAGCAAGAAAUCUUCAAUUGCACAGUAUUGCGCAAUAGCAAGAAAUAUCCAAUAGCACAAUAUUGCGCAAUAGCAAGAAAUUGUCAAUUGUACAGUAUUGCGCAAUAGCAAGAAAUAUUUAAUUGCACAGUAUUGUGCAAAAGAAGAUACUUCGUAUAAAUUUCUUAUUUCUUGACCAAUUUCAAUGGGGUUCUUUAAUAUGCUGAAUCUAACCGUGUAUUUAGUUUUUGGAUUUUGGGCCCCGUUUUUAAAUUGGUCCACAUUGAGGUCCAAAGGGUCCAAAAUUAAACUUUGUUUGAUUUCAUCAAAAAUUGAAUUAUUGGGGUUCUUUGAUAUGCCAAAUCUAACCGUGUAUUUAGAUUCUUAAUUUUUGGUUCCGUUUUCAAAUUGGUCUACAUUAAGGUCCAAAGGGUCCAAAAUUAAACUUAGUUUGAUUUUAACAAAAAUUGAAUUCUUAGGGUUCUUUGAUAUGCUGAAUCUAAACAUGUAUUUAGAUUUUUGAUUAUGGGCCCAGUUUUCAAGUUGGUCCAAAUCGGGGUCCAAAAUUAAACUUUGUUUGAUUUCAACAAAAAUUGAAUAUAUGGGGUUUUUUGAUAUGCUGAAUCUAACCAUGUAUUUAGAUUUUUGAUUUUUGGGCCCCAUUAUCAACUUUGUCCACAUUGAGGUCAAAAGGGUCCAAAAUUAAACUUUGUUUGAUUUCAUCAAAAAUUGAAUUCUUGGGGUUCUUUGAUAUGCUGAAUCUAACCAUGUAUUUAGAUUUUGGAUAUUGGACCAUAAUAGUUGAAUGUCCAAUUUAAAAUUUUUAAGUUCUUAGACCACAUUCAUUCUGUGUCAGAAACCUAUGCUGUGUCAAAUAUUUAAUCACAAUUCAAAUGCAAAGCUGUAUCAAGCUUGAAUGUUGUGUCCAUACUUGCCCCAACUGUUCAGGGUUGACCUCUGCGGUCGUAUCAAGCUGCGCCCUGCGGAGCAUUUUAUUUGCAUUGCUAAGUAUAUUUUCUUCCUUCAUACAUGAACAUUGUCCCUACAUGAAAUUUACAAUCAACUACCUCUGUUUGAUUAUGUUGUGUUUUUAUGUACACUUACAGUUUUUUGUUACACAUAUCUUAUGUAUUUACAUAUCUUUUUAUUGAUGUUUGGUCAGCUAUGUAGACUUAUAGCUGGUCAGUUAUGUAGCCAUUAAUUGAUUUAUUAAAUCUGUUUUUUGUUGCUGUUUUUGUUAUACAUGUAAUUACUUGAAAAAACACCGAUUACUUCUAACUGUUGAGGGUGGGGUAGGGGGUAUUACAAAUAAGGACACUAAACUCUAUAAAGUUACUUUGAUGUAAAUUUAUUACUUCUGACUGUAAAGGUUGGGUUUUACAAUACAAACAAGGGAACUAACUCUUUAAAAUUAUUUAGAAGUAGAUCAUGUAGAUUGACUUUUAGGUGUAUUUUACAAAAGGAAAAUAAUUCUUUAAAGUUAUUUAGAAGUAGAUUGACUUCUAGGUGUAUUUUACACAAGAGAAAUAACUCUUUAAAGUUAUUUAGAAGUAGAUUGACUUCUGGGUGUAUUUUACACAAGGGAACUAACUCUUUAAAGUUAUUAAGAGGUAGAUGGACUUAUACACAAGGGAACUAACUCUUUAAAGUCAUCUGAAUGUUUUAAUGACUUUGUAACAUGGACAAAUCUUUCUUAAAUUGUGGAAUAUCUCUUGAUUUAAUAAUAGGAGGAUGUAAUGUCUCAAAUGAAAUGAAUAACAAUACAAAUGAAGAAAAUUAAACAAAAGGAAUAUUAUUUAACAGAUCUGUUGGAUACCCCUCAAUUGUAUAUAUUUAUUAUGAUGAAGUUGCUAGAUUCAAACCAAAGUUUGAAAUCCAGAUUUUUAAUAAUUUUUUUAGUUUAUUGGCAUUUUAUAUUGAAAUGUACAAUUUGGUGAGUUGAUUUUAAGUUCUUUUUCCAAUGAUGGAAUUUUUAUAAUGUAUAUACAUGUAUUUGCAUACAUAAUUAGCAUAAAUCUUGUGUAAUCAGUAAAAAAUAAUCAAUAAAGAAAAAUUAAAGUUGUAAUUCAGAUGAAACUUAAUUCAUUUGCAUAGUGUUUUAUUGAGUGACAAUGAUCUAAUUGAAGGUUUUUUUGAUUUGUUGAAACCAAUUGUCAUUUUAGAAUUAACAUGUUUCCAAUUCUAGAUUUAUUUUGGCAAAGGGAAACAUCUCUAAAGCAGGAUAAAUUGUGGUUCCUGUGUUGUCAUAAAAAGUAUCAGUAACAGACCUGCCAACUUUUGAAAAUCCCCUCAUUGUGCACGACCAGAUUUUUUAAGGGCUACAAUUGAUGCGGCGUUUCUGUGUGCAUUUGAGAUAGUCUAAUAUCUCUUCUUUUUUCUUUUGAUGUACUGAUGAUGAGCUAAUAAGUCUUGAUUUCUUUUAUUUGCAUGAUUCUUGUACUUAUUAAUUGGCAAAAUAACUUAAGAAUAGAGAAAAAUGGCCUAAAAAAAUAAAAGAUACAAAGUGAAGACCCCCCUCCUUUUCCCCCUCCAAAGACCUUCUUAUCUUUGCACCAUGACUCAAAAGACCUAAACCUAAAUAUCUCAAAAACCAAAGCAGUUAGAGCAAAUCUGACAUGGGGGUAAAAGUGUUCAUAAGGUAAAGUUCUAUCAGCCCUUAAAUUUUCAGAUGAAUCUAAAAACCCAUUGUUGGGUUGCUACCACUGAAUUGGUAAUUUUAAGGAAAUUUUGCAGUUUUUGGUUAUUAUCUUGAAUUAUAUUUAAUGAUAAAGAUAAACUGUAAACAGCAAAUAUGUUCAGCAAAGUAAGAUCUACAAAUAAGCUAAAUGACCAAAAUUGUCAAAUGUGUCCUUAAGGAGUUAUUGCCCUUUAAAGACAAUUUUUCACAAUUUGUUCAUCUAUAGUUUGCUUACUUUAAAAAAUCUUCUCCUUUGAAACUUGGGCUGAAUGAGUUUCAGAGUAUCUAGUAUAAAUUUUGAAUUUUUUUUUCUUGUACGUCGAGAAACAUAGCCACUAUGGCUAAAAUGGAACAUAGGGGUAAAAUGUAUUUCUUUGCUUUUGAAGAAAAUAUGACAGAUACAAAGACCAUCUCAAUGGAAUUUUUCAGCCACUCAUUAAUAAAUAUUAAAAAGCAAAAAUAAUCAUUGAUGAAAGAUUUAAACAAAAAAUUACAGAUGAGCGAUUCAGGCUCUUGAGAGCCUCUUGUUUUAUUUGAAAAUGGCUUAUUUUUUAUGUGUUUUUUUUUUUUUUUUUUGUGGUACAGAACUGUUAUGAUCUCAUUAUAAUAUGACUCAAUACUAACUUUUGUUUUCAUUUUCUAUAUUUUUUCUGAUUUUGGAUGGAAAUUUUUUAAUAUUUUGUUGAAGUUUACCUUGCUAUAACGAAUCCAUUUGUUUUGAUGAUAUUUAUUAUUUAGAAAGUUUGUUUUUUUUAUUUUAUCAUAUUUUUUCUUUUUUAAGGAGGGAGGUUGAGCUUCUUAUUUUAAUUAACAAAGAUUCUUUUUUUACACUUUAGAAGUUAUUCAAGAUCUGUUUUGUAUUAUGGGUAUACUGUAUAACGUCUAUGAUUCUUGUAUUAAUGUGAAAAAAAGGAAGCAUGGAUUAUUAUAUCUGUUUAGAAAUCACAAAUUUAAUUAUGAAAGCAUUAUUUGUUUGCAGCUAUUACUAAAAUCAAAUUGAUUUUUUAAUUGUUUAAUUUUUGUCUCAUCUUUGUUAAAUGUGGCAGAAUGCAAGGCAAAGGAAUAAGUACUUCUUGGCGGUGGUAUUAGGCAUACACUAUUUGUUAGAACUAUAAUAUUUCUGAAGGUAUAGGUAUCAGAUCUAGAUAAUUUAUAUCUUAUAUAGAUUGCCUUAUGGUCUAAAGUUUCAGGCUGGAAUUUGCCAGUUGCCAUUGACCUCAAUUUGUUGGUUCUGUAGAUAUAUAGAUAGAUGCUGUACUGAUUAUUUUAUUACUGUGGAUUCAUAUAUUUUCGUGGAUUGAGGAGAACGAGUAUUUGAUUUCGUGGUUUUCCAAAAGUCUGCACAUUUUUAUAAAGCAAAUUUAUAUUUCGUUGAAUAUUUAAAUUCUGACUUUCAUUAUAAAAUUCAGUCAUAAUCAGUAAAGCUGACAAUGCAUUUCAGUGUAUGCACUCAUGUUUUCUAGUGUUUUAGAUGUGUAUUAGAGAAUGCCUGUAUACGUAGUAAGAUCAGUAGUUUACAAAAAUUCAUUAUAACCAAGUAUAUUUACUUGAGUGAUAGAUUAAAAUUCACUUAAAGUUGAUAAGCUGUCUAAUAAUGUAUGUUAUAGAAAUAUUGUUACCAUUGUUUUUGUAAUUUUGUGAGCAUUAUUUUUCUACAGAAUAAAAUUCAUUACUGGUUUCUGAUCAGUAAUAUAAAGAAUA
Mytilus californianus (California mussel) is the source of this 6598-nucleotide messenger RNA. Its product is annotated as alpha-tocopherol transfer protein-like. NCBI's taxonomy places the organism in Eukaryota, Metazoa, Mollusca, Bivalvia, Mytilida, Mytilidae. The coding region runs from base 221 to 1150 and encodes 309 amino acids. The record is from RefSeq and is a predicted model, not a curated record. Gene Ontology annotation, cellular component: membrane. Gene Ontology annotation, molecular function: phosphatidylinositol bisphosphate binding. The transcript has 9 exons.